Paramecium tetraurelia is the source of this 1149-nucleotide messenger RNA. RefSeq lists its product as uncharacterized. The transcript has a single exon. The record is from RefSeq and is a predicted model, not a curated record. Lineage: Eukaryota; Ciliophora; Oligohymenophorea; Peniculida; Parameciidae.
AUGAAUUGUAAUUAAAUUUUUAUUGAUUAACUGAGAUGUCCUGAUUUUUAAUCAAAGAAUAAACAUGCUUCACUUAAACGCCCUCCAAAAUACUCAUAGAGUUUCAUAAUGAAUUAAUUAAUUCAUAAACCAAGAAUUAUAAGGAAUUAAUAUAGUGUACAGAAAUAUUCAUCAUCAACUGAUGUUCUUUGCUAAUCUUUCGAAUAACCAUAAGUUUUGAAUUUAACAAUAUCAUAAUUAAGGGAUAGGAAAAUUUUAAACAAGUCAAAGAAGACAGGUUUAUGUUCAAAAUCUAAAAGUAAGGAGAAAUAUCAACAAUUGUCUAGUUAAUAUCACGAAAGGAAACGAUCAAACACCUACCAUAUCAAUUCUCUUGCUAAAACAGCGUUGCUAUUUGUAAAUCGUUAAGAUAAGAGAAUGAAAACAAUUGAAAACUCGGAUAAUCUUUUUGACCUUAAAUACUUGGAAUUAUUGCGAAGUACUUAAUAGAGUGGCAAGCAUAAUCCUUUAAAUACAAUUACAACUUUACCAAAUUACAAUUAUGAAUCGACUUUGAUUUCUUGUGUGUCUUAACCAAGCACCUCUUUGUCAAAUUAAAUCAAUUUGGUUAAAGAAUAUGUUUCUGAAAUUAAUCAGUACAAUGUUAAAUGGUAGGAAUCUGAGAAAAUAACAAAGAACAUCCCAAAAUUAUUAUUAGAAAAAUAUGCUACUUCAGAUGACACGUCAUUAUAUUUAGAAUCCUCAAGAUUUAAAAUCGAGAGGAACUUUAAUCAAAUUUAUAAAUCAGGUAAGUUUCGAUGGCUAUAUCCUGGUGAAGAAGCAGCCAUUUUAGAAGGCAUUGAAUCAUUUCUAAAUGAAUGUUCUAAAAAGAUAUCCUUAUUGAUGAUGAGCAUAUAGAAGAUUUUAAAAUUGAUUAUUACUUAAAAGAGGUUAGAAUAUUUAUUUAACUAUCCUAUCUGCAUGAAGUAAAUUGAAGCUCAUUGGAAGAUUAUGGCUACACUAUUUAAAUUGAAACAGCAAAAUCAUAUAUACAAAAAUUAAGUAACAAAUAAGUUAUGGAAAGACAUUCAAGCAUCAAAAACAUUAUUUUUAGAUUUAAAUCUAGAGAAUAAUAAAUUGGCUCUUUUUGUCAAGCAAUUAUAGCAUUGA